UUAACAAGUAUGCAGCUUUUAAACGGGACCACGGCUUAUUAAUAUUUAGAGUGCCGACAAUGUCGGAGCCGAAGCAAACCCGUCUUCUUCGGGAUGGUGAGAAAUACCAGCUGGGCAACUCGUUAAUGUACGGAAAGCAGCUCCUAGACCAGCUGCAUGGCCAGAUGCAGGCCCAGUCGGACUACUGCGACGUGACUGUGAGAUGUUGUGAUACAGACAUGAAGGCCCACUGGUGUGUCCUGGCGGCCGCACCCUACUUCCAGUCCCUCUACAACAGCGGCUUGCAGGAGAAACAGCAAGGUAGGAACCGGCAUUAG
Molecule: messenger RNA, 317 nt
Organism: Dreissena polymorpha
Lineage: Eukaryota; Metazoa; Mollusca; Bivalvia; Myida; Dreissenidae
Product: zinc finger and BTB domain-containing protein 45-like
Exons: 3
Coding region: 60-317 (85 amino acids)
Molecular function (GO): protein binding
Source: RefSeq, a predicted model, not a curated record